Parnassius apollo (apollo) is the source of this 540-nucleotide messenger RNA. The record is from the annotation of a GenBank genome assembly. Lineage: Eukaryota; Metazoa; Arthropoda; Insecta; Lepidoptera; Papilionidae.
AUGCAUCGACUUUUUGCUGAGCUGGAGCCAUCUGUAACCGUCACCGAGCAAAACCUGGCAGACCGAGUUCGGUAUAUCCUGCGCUCAAAUACAUUUGAUGUCACCGAACUCGAACGGCAACGACGUGAGGCUGUUUCUUCAUCGUGUGAAAAUGCUGCGGCUGAAGAUGCGGCGCCACAACUUGCUGAGCAAACGGCAAAUGUGGAUGCCGCCGUGAAUACGCCAAUUGUGGUUGAUUCAAACGAUGACGGAACAGUCGCCCAGGAACUGGAACUAGAGCAAAUGAGGAGUACAUUGGAGGAGGCGAUUGUGGAAACGCGCAGUACGCCUCUCGAAAAUAGACCGCGACUUCCCCGCUUAGCCCUAAGCAAGCGGAAUCGGGCUGUCGUGAGGGCUCUGAACCUAAUGCUGGUUACCUACUUGGAAGCCAGCCGGGACCUUUGCGAGACGGACUCAAUUCUUUUUUGGCGCCGCACUGGCAGUCUGCCGUAUUAUAGGCGCCAAACUUUCCACGGCUGGACGCGCUACUGGACAAAGUAG